Photinus pyralis (common eastern firefly) is the source of this 1554-nucleotide messenger RNA. RefSeq names its product WD repeat-containing protein 47-like. Gene Ontology annotation, molecular function: protein binding. Lineage: Eukaryota; Metazoa; Arthropoda; Insecta; Coleoptera; Lampyridae. The record is from RefSeq and is a predicted model, not a curated record. The transcript has 3 exons. The coding region runs from base 226 to 1047 and encodes 273 amino acids.
UUGUUGCAGACGAAAAGUAUCGAUUUGGACAAUAGCGAUGCAAGUAGCGGGACUAGGCCUCGGUUUGUUGCCGUUACGACCCUCGAAGAUGUCCAGGCGGUUCGCUGUGCAGAAUUCCACCCCGGUGGUCAGCUGUACGCCGUCGGAUCCAAUUCGAAAACUCUUCGAAUAUGUGGAUAUCCGAAAUUGGGUGACGUUAGAGAAGAACAUCAAACGUACCAGCCAAUGGUGCUCUUCAAACGAACCAAACAUCACAAGGGUUCCAUUUACUGUCUGGCAUGGUCGCCGAUGGGGGACCUAAUGGCAACGGGAUCCAACGACAAAACCGUAAAGUUAAUGAAAUUCAACGUGGACACCUCCAACUUGGAGGGCGACGAGGUCGAGCUCUCAAUGCACGACGGCACAGUUAGAGAUAUUUGCUUCUUGGAGGAUACGUCGAACAAAUCGAGCCUUUUGAUUAGCGGUGGCGCGGGCGAUUGCAAAAUUUACGUCACGGAUUGCGCUACGGGCACACCCUUUCAAGCACUGAGUGGACAUACUGGUCAUAUUUUAUCUUUGUACACAUGGGGAGGGGCGAUGUUCGUCAGCGGAUCGCACGAUAAGACCGUCCGUUUUUGGGAUUUGAGAACGAGAGGCUGUGUCAAUAUGGUUACGCCGUGCACGGUGCCCGGAACGAGGCAGGGAUCUCCUGUUGCCAGCUUGUGUGUGGAUCCAUCAGGACGAUUGCUUGUGUCCGGCCACGAAGACAGCUCGUGCGUUCUGUACGAUAUCAGAGGAGGCCGUAGUGUACAAACGUUCAAACCGCACUCCGGCGAUGUUAGAUCUAUUCGAUUUUCACCAUCAGCUUACUACCUGCUGACUGGUGGUUAUGAUAAUAAAUUAGUUCUUACAGAUUUACAGGGAGAUUUAACACUGCCAUUGCCCAGUGUAGUGGUGGCGCAACAUCAAGAUAAAGUAAUAUCCGCCCGAUGGCACCCUUCCGAAUUCUCCUUCUUAUCUACAUCCGCAGACAAAACAGCCACAUUAUGGGCUUUGCCGCCCGUUUAGAAAACAGCUUCAUUCGCUCUCGACCGCAACUGAUCUACUAAUGUAUAACAAAAGUGAUUAUAUUACUAAUAUUCGACUGCACAAAAUGUAUUUAUAUCUAAUUUUGUAGUUUUGUUAAUGUAAUUCUUAGAUAUUUAUUACUUAGAUACGAUAAUCGUUCACUAGAAAUUGUUAAUUUCGUGAUUUUAUUGUUCGCUAUACUUUUUAUUUUGUAUUAAGGUAUAAAAUAUAUUUGAAUUGUUAUAAAGCAGAUCCUAUUGUAGGAAACGAUAUUAGUAUCGUAUAUUAACUGUUCUUCAUUCAUUAUUAGAUUUGAGGUUGUAGAACUGACCGUUUUUGCGUAUCAUAUUUACAUUAUUUUUAUUAUCUAUAUUUGUAACUACUACCCUAUACAUUAGCUUUUGUAAUGUGGCCUUUGCUGUAUAUAUACAAUAAAAUUUAAUCUGAUACAAUAGAAGGAAAUAUCUAUAACUUAUAAUGUAGCAAAUAAAUCAUCAUUUCUUCUAA